CGCAACUUCACCAGGUCUACCACCUGUCCGCUCUAUCCGAUCAAGGAGCAAAGUAUGCUCUCGCGCCGCAGCACAUACGAUCCGUUCGAGAAUGUCGACGAAGAGAUUCGGGUUCUGUACCUCGACCAAGUAUUGCUAGGCGAAAGCUAUGGUUUUGAGGAUUAUUGUAUUUCGGGAAACCUCAAACACAUCACCCUGACAGGCAACCACAGCCCGUACUUCGCCCUUUCAUAUGUAUGGGGCGAUUCAACACCUGUAUCAGCUGUCAUACUUGAUGCGAGGGAGCCUAUUCCAAUAGCCCGGAAUUUACUGUUGGCCUUACUCCACAUAAAAAAGCAUCAUCUGUUACCCCCCGGCAUACCUAUAUGGGUUGAUGCAGCAUGCAUCGAUCAAUCUCAUGAAUGGGAAAAGAGCCGUCAAGUUGCCCAUAUGGACAACAUAUAUAGCAAUGCCAUGGGGACGCUCAUAUUCUUGGGAUCAGAGGCCGGGGAUUCCGAAGUGCUCAUGGCCUCGCUCGAUGCUAUUGGCCAACGAGCGGUGGAACACGGAGUAUUUGAUGCUCUAGCAUGGGAGCAAGAGUUUUUGGGAAUGGCAUUGCUAGAGUAUCUGCCGGGAGUGGAGGGAAAGAGGGAGUUGCGGCAGCGUAUCAAACCUUGGAACCGGUUCCUCCGAAAUAUCCUAUGUCCCGACAACGACAUUUGCGCGCCCACUGUCUCUCUGGAAGCGAUUCAAGGGAUGAUGGCAUCCUCCUGGUGGACUCGCAUCUGGGUUUUGCAGGAACUUCUACUUUCGAAGACCCCGAAGUUUGUCUAUGGAUCAAAAGUCGUGCAUGCGGAGCGCGUAGUAGCAGCUUUGAAACUUUUAUCGCUCAUACAACUAUACAUUGAACGACUGCGCACUUUCGGCUUGAAGCGGCCGAAGCUAAAGGGUCUUGAACGUAUUUUCGAAGGCCGAUCGGAAACUCGAUACACUCCCCCAGCAGUAUCCCUUUACCAUCUUCGUCGAAUGCUUCACGACGACGAGACAUGGUCGUGGUCUAUUGGCUCUAUCUUAAGCUGGAUAAGUACCAACGAUGAAGCCAUUCUCUCGGCAACGAAUGCCAGGGAUUACAUUUACGGCUUUCUGGGCUUGAUCUCAGAGUUACCACCCAAUGGAGAGCUCGUUCCGGAUUACUCACUUACACAUGUCGAAGUCUUUACGAGGGCCAUGGCCGCGUGUUUCCAGUCGAGCAUGAAGUACAUCAGUCUCACUAGGGCACUAUUCCCCAAAAAGAUGGUUGGCCUCCCAUCAUGGGUUCCGGACUGGACGGUCGUCCAGAAAUCCUUCGAUCCAUAUUCUAGCCUGUUUGAAGACUGCAUUGGACCCACGCCUACAUAUGAAGUGACGACGGACGGAAUGCAUGUAUUGAGUGUAACAGGCAUCAUGUAUGGAGUUUUACAAACUCUAAAAGCGCAGGGUGCAGAUGAUCCGCUUCUUGAUCUAGAUGCGAUGGAUUAUGAUCAGCUCACCGAUCUUAUCAAAAGUUACCUCCCUUCAACCCUACUUCCCUCCACCAACACAUCGUAUCAUGUAAAUCUACUCGACCUGAUAGCCGCGCACUUGUUAUCCAGAUGCGACAUAUCUCCAUAUCAGAUGUCUAGGAUUCAGGAUUACUACGCCACAUGCGACACGGACGCUGAUGGAUUAUGGCGCGCAACAGAUGAAGAACCAGAACCCCUGGGCCUCGCAGACAUCUAUAAAUCAGAGCUUAACCUCAUCAGCGACAUGUACAACAUAAUGACGCAGAACACGCGCGAUACCAGUGAGGAGCACAUGGGCAUCUUGAGAUGGAUCUCGCAUACCCUGAUCAAUCGCCCACAGGCAUACACCAUUGUGCAAAGCUCAUGGUCCGGCGACCAUAAUGCCCAAGAGCCAGGAGCGGCGAUGUUCAUAGGUACAGCUGGCCCAAAAGUCCGCAACGGAGACGUCCUCGUCGAAUUCGGUGUGGAACCGCAUGUUCUGUACGUUCUCAGACCCGUGGGUGGACACGACGGUAUGUGUGAGUUGGUGGAUAGAGCGUGGAUUCCUAGGCUUGCCAGGGAACGCUUGGUGUCUUCAGAUCUUCCCUCAGAACCCCUGUCCGCUUCUUCUUCUUCUUCUUUCUCGAAAUCCGAGGGAUCUCGUACCGUGUUCCGGAUUUGCUGA
This is a messenger RNA of Periconia digitata, 2184 nucleotides long. The record is from the annotation of a GenBank genome assembly. NCBI's taxonomy places the organism in Eukaryota, Fungi, Ascomycota, Dothideomycetes, Pleosporales, Periconiaceae.